UCACAGUCGAUCUGACACUAUGGGAACAAAACAGACUCACAUCGGUGCAGUGCAGCAGACCAGUUCUCUGCUGAAAGCAGCUCUGCUCUCUGUCCUGCUGUGUGGCCCACAGCGUGUGCUGUCAGACUCAGAUGAGGUAGUCCAGACUGAAUGGGAGAUCUGGAAAAGCACUCAUGGCAUAACGUACGAUGAAACGGACGACGUGCAAAGAAGGGCCAUCUGGGAGGAGAAUAAGCAGAUGAUUGAAUACAAUAACCAAGGCUUUUUGAUGGGGAUGAGGCCAUACACUAUGGCCAUGAACAAAUAUGGAGACCUAACGAGACAAGAAUACCAGGUUCUGCAAGGUGCCACUAUAAACGCUCAGUACGUGAAGAGAGGGAAGGACGCCUCGGCUCGAAGACUGCGUUACAAUGCAAGCAAGUUAGAAGCUCAGUUUGUCGACUACAGAAACAUGGGAUACGUCACAGAGGUCAAAGAUCAGGGUUACUGUGGUUCGUGCUGGGCAUUCAGCACUACAGGAGCUAUAGAGGGACAAAUAUUCAAGAGGACAGGCCAGCUUGUAUCCUUGAGCGAGCAAAAUUUGGUGGACUGCUCCAAAUCGUACGGUACCUAUGGCUGUAGCGGCGCCUGGAUGGCCAAUGCCUACGACUAUGUGGUCAGCAAUGGACUGCAGUCAUUGGACACCUACCCCUACACCUCAGUGGAUACGCAGCCCUGUUACUAUGACAGCAGACUUGCAGUUGCUCAUAUCAAAGAGUACAGGUUCAUACCCAAAGGAGAUGAGCAAGCACUGGCCGACGCUGUGGCAACUAUUGGGCCAAUCACAGUAGCCAUCGAUGCAGAUCAUUCAAGCUUCCUGUUCUACAGCUCAGGAAUAUAUGACGAACCCACCUGUAACCCCAACAAUCUGAGCCACGCAGUGCUGCUGGUCGGCUACGGCUCAGAAGAAGGCCAAGACUACUGGAUCAUCAAAAACAGUUGGGGAACCAGCUGGGGCGAAGGUGGCUUUAUGAGAAUGGUUCGAAAUGGCAGAAACACUUGUGGCAUCGCGAGCUACGCCUUGUACCCUAUUCUGUGAUUUUGACAAGAUGCUAAAGAGCUGAGUGUUCUUUGAUGGGACUGGAGCUCCAGGGGACACUAGUCAAACAGCCCAAGGCAUCUUUGUACUCCUGUUAUCCAUAUUUUCCUUUUUGAUGAUGUAGCUUAAUGUUUGGGCUAAAAUUCAUAAAAAAUCUACACUUCUAUUCUCUCAGGGACAUAGCACACACAUGCGCCUGACUGGCUAGAUAUAUUUAGUUAGUUUUAUUCAAACGUACCAAAAAAAAAAAAAAUUACAGUUCAAAGAAACACUAAGAAAGACUAUGUAACUUUGGACAGACCAGAGCAAGCACUCCUCCAAUUAUAAACAAAAAAGUUAAAUUCUUAAAGAAUAAAAUGCAGCUGCUCCAUGUCAGGCAAAUAUGAGCUAAUAUGUAGCAUUUAGCAUCACACUGUCAGACAGUACGUGAAACUAGUGGCAUUACUCAUAUUACUAAAUGCAUAAAUUUGUUUAUUUUUAAUUAAAUAAUUAAUUAAUUAAUUAUUAUUAUUAUUAUUACUUCAGUUUGAUUUUUGGAUACCACAGGGCAAUUAACAACAAAUAAAAUGCCAAUGAAAAAUCAAAAGGACAGUUUAGAAAGAACAGAAAAAAGCUAUACUGCUAGCAUGUAUCCUAGCAUCCCAGAUGGCUAACGUGUUAGCAGUUAGCUUGGUAGUCACAGAAGUUGGCCUGGUCUGUAACCUGAUGUUAACCCAUCCUAUAGUGCUCCACAAGUUACACAGUCUUUCUUUAAACAGAUGCUUUAAUUACCACCAUUAUGCAACCAUAUUAAUUUUGAGAAUUAAAGCGUACCAUAAUGAAAAUCAGAGUGCCCUUUAUGUGGAGAGUUUCACUGAGCUACUGUAUAAUUCUUAUAAUACAUGACCAGACUGCAAUAUUUUGUUAUUUUUGUCACAGUAAAACCUGCACUGAUAAGAAAUCACAUAGAGAUAUUGGAAUGGAUGAAUAGGUGCUCAUGUUAUUAAUUAAAAUCUGGCCUCCCUGUAUCCGGACUCAACGUGGAUCAGUUUGUGGUAAAACAAAUAAAAUGUUUCUCAGAUUGUCAAUGCAAAUAAAAGCUUUUACAGUGA
Mugil cephalus (flathead mullet) is the source of this 2169-nucleotide messenger RNA. RefSeq names its product cathepsin 12 (gene cts12). Gene Ontology annotation, molecular function: cysteine-type endopeptidase activity. Gene Ontology annotation, biological process: immune response. NCBI's taxonomy places the organism in Eukaryota, Metazoa, Chordata, Actinopteri, Mugiliformes, Mugilidae. Gene Ontology annotation, cellular component: lysosome. The transcript is spliced from 8 exons. Bases 20 to 1078 code for a protein of 352 amino acids. The record is from RefSeq and is a predicted model, not a curated record.